GCCGGGAGAGCAGCUCUGUGCGGGAUGUGACUUCAUGAGUGGAUGCUGAGAAAAGCGGGAGUGUGUGACUUUAACCGCCUGGCUACAACACGUCCUGCUAGGGCGAGGAGGGAGACAGUGAUAAAUCACUGGGCAAGUGCUGAAGCGACACUUACUUCUAGGGCGGGGCAAAAGCCCCACAGGAUUUUUGCGGGAAGGAGCUACUGAGCCGCGUUUUGGAAGAUGAGCCGCCGAAAGGUACCUCCACCCUUCCGUUUCUGGUCUCGUGCAAGGGGCGGCCACCCGGCGCCCGCGCCUGCGCGUGCCCUUCACAGCUCUUAGGCCUGCCCUUUCCUGGAGGGGCGGGGCGGAGCCGCCAAGAUGGCUGCGCCCGAGAAGAUGACGUUUCCAGAGAAACCAAGCCACAAAAAGUACAGGGCCGCCCUGAAGAAGGAGAAACGAAAGAAACGUCGGCAGGAACUUGCUCGACUGAGAGACUCAGGACUCUCACAGAAGGAGGAGGAGGAGGACACUUUUAUUGAAGAACAACAACUUGAAGAAGAGAAGCUAUUGGAAAGAGAGAGGCAAAGAUUACAUGAAGAGUGGUUGCUGAGAGAGCAGAAGGCACAAGAAGAAUUCAGAAUAAAGAAGGAAAAGGAAGAGGCAGCUAGAAAACGGCAAGAAGAACAAGAGAGAAAGUUAAAGGAACAAUGGGAAGAACAACAAAGGAAAGAGAGAGAAGAGGAGGAGCAGAAACGACAGGAGAAGAAAGAAAAAGAGGAAGCUGUGCAGAAGAUGCUGGAUCGGGCUGAAAAUGAGUUGGAAAAUGGUACCACAUGGCAAAACCCAGAACCACCCAUGGAUUUCAGAGUAAUGGAGAAGGAUCGAGCUAAUUGUCCCUUCUACAGUAAAACAGGAGCUUGCAGAUUUGGAGAUAGAUGUUCACGUAAACAUAAUUUCCCAACAUCCAGUCCUACCCUUCUUAUUAAGAGCAUGUUUACAACAUUUGGAAUGGAGCAGUGCAGGAGGGAUGACUAUGACCCUGAUGCAAGCCUGGAGUACAGCGAGGAAGAAACCUACCAACAGUUCCUAGAUUUCUAUGAGGAUGUGCUGCCUGAGUUCAAGAACGUGGGGAAAGUGAUUCAGUUCAAGGUCAGCUGCAAUUUGGAACCGCACCUGAGGGGCAACGUAUAUGUUCAGUACCAGUCGGAAGAAGAAUGCCAAGCAGCCCUUUCUCUGUUUAACGGACGAUGGUAUGCCGGACGACAGCUUCAGUGCGAAUUCUGCCCCGUGACCCGGUGGAAAAUGGCGAUUUGUGGUUUAUUUGAAAUACAACAGUGCCCAAGAGGAAAACACUGCAACUUUCUUCAUGUGUUCAGAAAUCCCAACAAUGAAUUCUGGGAAGCGAAUAGAGACAUCUACUUGUCUCCAGAUCGGACUGGCUCCUCCUUUGGCAAGAACUCUGAGAGGAGGGAGAGGAUGGGCCACCACGACGAAUACUACAGCAGGCUGCGGGGAAGGAGAAACCCAAGUCCAGACCACUCCUACAAAAGAAAUGGGGAAUCCGAGAGGAAAAGGAGUAGUCACAGGGGGAAGAAAUCUCACAAACGCACAUCAAAGAGUCGGGAGAGGCACAGUUCACGAAGCAGAGGAAGAAAUAGGGACCGCAGCCGGGGCCGGGGCAGCCGGAGUCAGAGCCGCAGAAGCCACCGCAGCCGGAGCCAAAGUUCCUCUAGGUCCCGAAGUCGUGGGAGGAGGAGGUCAGGUAAUAGAGACAGAACUGUUCAAAGUCCCAAAUCCAAAUAAACUUGUUUUGUUCUUAAA
Cebus imitator (Panamanian white-faced capuchin) is the source of this 1803-nucleotide messenger RNA. It is a transcript of the gene ZRSR2, whose product is annotated as zinc finger CCCH-type, RNA binding motif and serine/arginine rich 2. The transcript is spliced from 11 exons. The record is from RefSeq and is a predicted model, not a curated record. Gene Ontology annotation, molecular function: pre-mRNA 3'-splice site binding; metal ion binding. Gene Ontology annotation, biological process: mRNA splicing, via spliceosome. Lineage: Eukaryota; Metazoa; Chordata; Mammalia; Primates; Cebidae. The coding region runs from base 361 to 1785 and encodes 474 amino acids. Gene Ontology annotation, cellular component: spliceosomal complex; U2AF complex.